AUGCGUAUUUUAAUCAUUGGUGGGGGGAUUGGUGGGUUAAGUCUUGCACACGGACUGCGUAAAGCUGGAAUAGAAGUACGGGUUUUCGAACAACAGGUUGAAAAGGCUGAGAAUUUGGCUGGGUACGGCCUUCACAUCGAUAGAAAUGGCCGACGAGCUUUACGCUACUGCUUGCCGCUUUCCAACUGGACGCGACUCCAGUCGCUGUUGACGUCCGCCGGGACGCAGUUGUUUUUUCGCGACACGCAGCUUCGAGUCUUGGCCGAGAAAAACGACGUCGAGUUAAGUGGAAAGUCAGCACAAGAAGUCGAGCGAAGUGGUGUGGGAAGGUUGGACCUUCGCGACGUGUUGAUAGAUGGGCUUGACGACGAAACCACCUCCGUCAUCCAAUGGGGACGAGCUUUUACUCGGUAUGAUCAAGUCAGCGAUGGCAGAGUACGCGCCCAUUUUGCAGAUGGCACCUACGAGGAUGGCGAUCUCCUAGUUGGUGCUGAUGGUCCCAACUCGGUGGUUCGUCGUCAAUUCCUGCCAAACGUAGAACGCCUGGACCUUGGAGUAUCUGCAAUCGCCGGGCGAUACAUUCUUGACGACAAGAGGGUCGGAAAUUUCCCUCCACAAAUGAUCAACGGAGCGCUAAAUAACAUUGUACCAUCCGGCAGAGGAUGGAUGUUUAUCUCGGCGUGGCGCUCAAGACCUGCUGACGGCGACGAAUCAUCUGCACCUGAGCACUACAUUGUCUGGGCCUACAUUGCGCCAUCAGACGACAUACCACGUGGUGAAGGUCCGGUAUACGGGUCUGAAUUACAUGAGUAUGUUCUCAACUGCAUAAAAGGAUGGGCGCCAGAGUUGCGGGAGUUGGUGACGGGAAGUGAUACUUCUACCACCAAGUGCCUAUCAUUGCGUUCGAUGCCCACUCUCACAUCAUGGGAGUCAAGUAACGUAACACUCCUUGGCGAUGCAAUUCAUAAUAUGACGCCGAUGGGCGGCAUGGGAGCCAACACUGCGCUCCGCGACGCAGAUACCCUCACGCGUUGUCUUAUCGACGCUGCUGCCGGAAGGCUCUCUAUUACUGAAAGUGUUAGAACUUACGAAGAGGAAAUGAGAGUGUAUGCGAACGACGCAAUCAAGUUGUCAACAUCCAACGCGAUCAACGCUUGUAAAGGGGGUACCACACAACGCUUAGUGUUCCGAGGAUUCUUGCGUGCCGCCCAGACCUUUCCCCUCAUUAUGCGGGCCACUAUAGGACGCUCCUCAAUAAAGCAAGCAUAG
This is a messenger RNA of Trichoderma asperellum CBS 433.97, 1269 nucleotides long. RefSeq lists its product as uncharacterized. Gene Ontology annotation, molecular function: FAD binding. Lineage: Eukaryota; Fungi; Ascomycota; Sordariomycetes; Hypocreales; Hypocreaceae. The record is from RefSeq and is a predicted model, not a curated record.